Pseudopodoces humilis (Tibetan ground-tit) is the source of this 1362-nucleotide messenger RNA. It is a transcript of the gene HACD4, whose product is annotated as 3-hydroxyacyl-CoA dehydratase 4. Gene Ontology annotation, cellular component: endoplasmic reticulum membrane. The record is from RefSeq and is a predicted model, not a curated record. Gene Ontology annotation, biological process: fatty acid elongation; sphingolipid biosynthetic process; very long-chain fatty acid biosynthetic process. Gene Ontology annotation, molecular function: 3-hydroxyacyl-CoA dehydratase activity. Lineage: Eukaryota; Metazoa; Chordata; Aves; Passeriformes; Paridae.
CUCAGGAGCAGCAGCAGCAAUCCGACCCUUGCAACAGCAUUUCCAUGAACAUGUACCUGUUUGUAUACGACUUAAUGCAAUUCUGUGGACAUUCCUGGAUAUUUACAAAUAUGAUCAUCAGGUUCAUGACAUUUGGAAAAGAUUCACUGGCUGACACGUUUCACUCCAUAGGACUUGUAAUGCGCCUUUGCCAGUUGUUAUCUGUAUUGGAGAUCCUACACAUCCUCAUCGGCAUUGACAAAAGCCGUCUCCUCCCCAGGUUUUUGCAGAUCAUGGAGAGAAUAAUUGUUUUAUUUGUCGUGAUCAACAGUCAGGAAGAAGUUCAAGGGAAAUAUGUCGUGUGUGUUUUAUUUUUCCUUUGGAAUUUAUUAGAUGUGGUCAGGUACAUUUACAACAUGCUGGCAAGGAUGGGCCUACACUACCUACCACUAACAUGGCUCAACUUCUCACUGUGCAUCCCCUUUUAUCCCCUUUCAGUUCUGGCUGAAGGAUUUGCAAUUUGUGUAUCACUGCCUUAUUUUGAAUCCUUUGGCACAUACUCAAUCAAGCUACCAUUUCCAUUCACCUUCUCAAUCUACUUCCCCUAUGUUCUGAAAAUGUACCUGCUAGUGCUCUUUGCAGGUAUGUGCUUUAUCAUCCAGAACCUCUUCUCUGAGAGAAUGGCACACCUAGGGACAGGAAACAUCAAAAAUAAAAGAAGCUAAGUUGAUAUUUUGUUUGGAAAGACAAAAUAUAUUCCAUGGGGAUUUCUGCACAUCAUAGUUAAAACCAAACUGGACAAAGAUUUCUCAAUGCAAAACUCCUCUUUGCAUGAACAUUAUCUGGCUGUAUAGAAUUUUCAGAAAAGGCAGAUCUCUUGAAUGCACCUCAAAAAUAGAGCAGCUUUUGAAAACUUUUGGAUGUUUUGAGAUCAAGUGGCCAGUUUUUAAAAUUAAUGUUUUUUUCUAGUACAUGUUAUGGAAUUCUGAAAAAACUGGAGAGUGCCACAACUCACAGCUACACCCUUAUUUCAGUGUUAAUUCUUAUUUCAUUAGCUACAGAUAUUCUGUAAUGACAGUAUAAUUUCAUCUCUAAGGUUACUUUAUACUAGGCCAACGUGUAUGUACUUCACAUAUAAAUGCUAAAUUGGCUAGAACUAGAAUCUCUCAAAGAGCAGAAAUCAGAACCUUUGCAGCCUAGAGACAAACAUGCUGAUUAACGCAGGCAUUCACUAAGGAUCCUUCACAUUCUGGCCUCAUACUUCAGUUAUCAGAAAAAGGUUCCAGCAAAUGCAGCUAAAUCAGAAAGGCAAGUGUUACCAUACUCAUCUACUAUAUAUUCAGGGGGAUGUUUAAGGGUCAGAAAUAAACACUUAUAAUCAUG